Messenger RNA from Bathycoccus prasinos, 4470 nucleotides. RefSeq names its product glycogen/starch/alpha-glucan phosphorylase. Gene Ontology annotation, biological process: glycogen catabolic process. The coding region runs from base 1 to 4470 and encodes 1489 amino acids. The record is from RefSeq and is a predicted model, not a curated record. Gene Ontology annotation, cellular component: cytoplasm. Lineage: Eukaryota; Viridiplantae; Chlorophyta; Mamiellophyceae; Mamiellales; Bathycoccaceae. The transcript has a single exon. Gene Ontology annotation, molecular function: glycogen phosphorylase activity; pyridoxal phosphate binding.
AUGGGACCGAAGGAUGAGAACCCACCGCCGCCGUGUCCUCCUCCUCCUCCUCCUCCUGGGUUUUGGGCGCAGUUGGACGCGCAGGAGGAACAGCGCGAGCGUAAUCAUAAUCAUCGUCAUCGUCAUCGUCGAAGAAGUCGCGAAGAAUUCUCGUCGUCGUCUGUGUCGUCUUUGUCGCCGUCGAGGAGGAACGACGACGACGAUAAAGACGCGCUUUCGGAAGCAAACGACGAAGACGAGGAAGGGAUGAAAAAGAAAACCACGAAAGAGGACGACAACAAGAACAACGAAUUAGUAAACAAAGAAGAGAAAACGAACGAGGAAGUCUUCUCUCGAUUUCUGGAAGACGCGGCGAACGCGCAGGAGAAAGAUUACCGAAACUCCAUGCGAGUUGGAAGUUCGAAGAGCAUGAGAGAGUUGGCGAGGUACGACGCGGCGCAGAACAUGGAGAGGAGGAGGAGGAAAGAGAGAGGAGAGGAAAACGACGAAGACGACGACGAGGAAGACGACGACGACGAAGACGAAAGAUGGGUCGAAACGGAAAAUCUGCGAAGCGCGAGUCGGAUGAUGAAUACGAACAGCACGAAUACGAACAACGGGAGUAAAUACGAAGAAGAAGACGGCGGUUUGAAUUUGGCCGGGAAGCACCAAUCCAGCUUCGCGGACUUGAAUUAUAACAGUUCCGGAUCGGAUUUUGCGAGAGGUGGCCAAGCGGCGCCGGAAAUUUAUAGGAGUUUGAUUACGAAGAGGCGAGAGAUGGAGGAGGAGGAAGAGGAAGAGGAGGAGGAACAACGACGCAAAAGCGACGCGUAUUUUUCGAAGCAUUUCAAUAGUCAUCCAUACUCUCUCGCCGGGGGUGGUACCACCGGUCACCAUUUCAAUAGCAUCGGGUUAGGUUUCGGGGGAAGCGCGAGAGAAUUAGAGCGACAGAGACAGUCGCAAAUAUUGAUUUUGCAGCGACAAAAACAGAAACAACGAUCCUUGGAGAGUUACGACGAUUUGAAAAACGCAAAGGAAGACACGAAAUUUUUCUCUCGGCAAAGUUACACGGAAUCUGAUUUUGAAGACGACGACGACGACGACGACAACUUUGAUAAAUACGAGGACAAGGAGGAAGAAGAAGACGACGAUGACGACGACGAGUUAGAUGAUAGUCGUUCGUACGGAGAUCCGGAAAUUAGACCAAUGCACGCGACGAUGACGACGACGAUAACAAACGGAUCCGCGGCAUCGGUCGCAUCGCCGCCAGUCACGAGACUUUUACACGAGCAGCAUCAGUACCCUUCCUGGGUCUCAGAAUCUGGACCAGAUGGCGGACGAUCUACGCCAGGAACACCUCGUGCCUCCUCCACGAACAAGCAAAAAGAUUCAACGACGAAUAACGAGUCCUCGACGACGGGAACGAGACUGUCGAAUCGGUUUUCCAACGGCAAUCACUCAACAGUUCCAACCGCGCCAACAUCAACGACGCAAAAGAAUUUCCACGGCGAGGUCGUGUCAAAUAUGAAUAGCGACCGUGUGAACAACGUUGAAGCGUUAUUCUCGCCGAAUAAUAAGAAUAUUACCAUGACCACCAAUAGCGAGAAAACAAAAGCAAAAUUUGCCGCGCUAACGAUCGAUCCUUCUCGGAAACCGGCGUCGACGACGACACCUGCGACAACAAAGCGUUCCUAUUUAUCUUCGGACUCAUCAAGCGUGCGCAAGAGCAUUCUCGAACACUACGACUACACGUUGGCGCGUCGUCGCUAUAAGAUGGACGCAGUUUCCGUGUACGAAGCGUGUGCGCUUUCUCUGCGAGAUCGCCUCGUAGAGAGAUGGUCGGACACGCAGCAAUUUUACGCCUCGAGCGAAGAAUGUAAAGACCUGAAAAUGGUAUAUUACAUGAGUUUAGAAUUCUUAGUCGGUCGGUCGUUGGGUAACGCUGCCUCUAAUCUAGGUUUGCGAAUGCCAUACGCGGACGCUUUGAGAACGCUCGGCCACGAGUUGGAAGAUAUCGCGCAACGCGAAAAAGAACCGGCCUUAGGUAACGGUGGUUUAGGUAGAUUAGCGAGUUGCUUUCUCGAUUCGUUAGCGACGCAAAAUUAUCCUGGCUGGGGUUAUGGCAUUAGAUACAAGUACGGCAUGUUCGAACAAGCGUUGAUUGACGGGAAACAAGUCGAAUUGCCGGAUUAUUGGCUCACGAGCGGAAAUCCGUGGGAAGUAGAGCGGUUGGACGUGACGUACAAAGUUCGAUUUUACGGUCGUAGCGUGCAGUAUACGAGGAAACGAAAAGUAUCUUUGAAUAAGAUGGCGGCGAGUCAACGCAUGAAAACCAUUCGCGAAAAUCCCGAAAAGGAAAAUUUCGGAAACGUACCUCCUCCUCACGACGCAUCGAACGGCGAGUCUCGAGCGAAUAAUGAUGCAUAUCCUCCUUCUCCACCAACAUCGAAAAAAGAAAUCGAUGAAACUGAAACGCGAUUCUCGUGGGAAGGUGGCGAGAUUGUGGUCGCCGUCGCGUACGAUACGCCAGUGCCUGGAUACGGAACGUAUAACGCGAACAACAUGCGCCUCUGGAGUUCAAAACCUUCGCACGAAUUCGAUUUAAAGUCUUUCAAUGCCGGCGAUUACAUAGCUGCAAUCGAGCAGAAAGAACGUGGGGAGAGCAUUUCCAGCGUUUUAUACCCGAACGACGAUACGCACGUUGGUAAAGAGCUUCGCUUAAAGCAGCAGUUUUUCUUUUGUUCGGCGACGUUGCAGGAUAUUUUGCACCAAUUUAAAAAAUCCGCCGCGAGGUACAACAACAGCGUCAUGAAAGCGUACGCCGCCGACAAUGCUAACGCGGAGAUAAAAAGUCCGUCAUCAACGAGUAGCGGUAACAACAACACCAACGUCAUUCCAGGACUUCGAACUUUGAAAGAUUUGCCUAAGCGCGUCGCUAUUCAGCUCAACGACACGCACCCGGCGAUUGGCGUUCCAGAGUUUAUGCGUCUACUUUUAGACGAAGAGUUGCUUUGCUGGGAGGACGCGUGGAACAUCACAAAGAACGUCUUCAGUUAUACGAAUCACACGAUCAUGACUGAAGCCAUGGAAAAAUGGCCAGUGCCGAUGUUGAGCGAGCUUUUGCCUCGCCACGCGGAGAUCAUUUUUGAAAUUAACCACCGAUUUUUGGAAAGUGUUCGUAAGAAAUGGCCGGGCGACGAACAAAAAGUACGCAGGAUGUCCAUUGUGGAAGAGUCUGAACCAAAAAUGUUUCGAAUGGCAAAUUUAGCCGUCAUCGGCUCUCACACCGUCAAUGGUGUUGCCGAGAUGCACACAAACUUAGUCAAGACGAUUUUGUUUGCUGAUUUUUGCGAGUUAGGGGAUACUAAGUUUCGAAACGUCACGAACGGCGUCACGCCUCGACGAUGGAUAUUACAAGCGAACCCGAAGCUCGCAAAAAUGUAUACCGAUCUCGCCGGACCAGGGUGGGUAAACGACAUGAAGCGGCUCGAAGCGCUGCAAUCAUUUUGCGAUGACGAUGAUUUCUGCGAAAGAUUUCGAGCCAUUAAGAAACAAAACAAAAGACGCGUGGCAUCGUUCUUGGAACAAACCUGCAGAUUAAAUUACAAAAUCGCACCGAACGCGUUGUUUGACAUGCAAAUCAAACGCAUCCACGAAUAUAAACGUCAACUUUUGAAUGUUCUGGGUAUUAUUCACCGAUUUGACGCCGUCUUACGCGCGACGCCUCAGGAGCGAGCGAAAAUCGUGCCUCGAGUUUUCAUCAUUGCCGGGAAAGCUGCGCCGGGAUACGAUACCGCGCGGUUGAUUAUUCAACUCGCGUGCGCCGUCGCGAAAGUAGUGAACGAAACGCCUGAAUGCGCUGGAGUUUUAACUGUAUGUUUUGUCCCUAACUUUAACGUUUCCAUCGCAGAGUUGUUGAUUCCAGCGAGCGAUGUUAGCCAGCACAUUUCAUUAGCCGGGACGGAAGCUUCCGGCACCGGAAAUAUGAAAUUUGCCAUGAACGGUGGUUUAAUCGUAGGCACGCGCGACGGCGCGAACGUCGAAAUUGCAAGAGCUAUUGGUAGCGAUAACAUCUUCCAAUUUGGCGCGACCGUGGAUGAAGUCAAGAGCUUAAAGAAGACCGCGAAUACGCGAAAUCCAGCGCCCGACGAACGAUUGGCGAACGUUUGCGCAAUCAUACACUCGGGUAUUUUCGGCGACGCCAAGAAACUCGGCUUUAACCGUUUGUGCUCGAGCACGUUGACGCCGACGACGGAUUUGUACCUCUGUGGCCACGAUUUUGCGUCCUAUUUAGACGCACAGGCGCGAGCGGACGAGGUUUACCUCGACGAACAUUUGUGGACGAGGAAGAGCGUUUUGAGCGCUCUGCGAAUGGCAAAAUUUUCCACCGAUCGAACAAUCAAAGAAUACGCCGAGAAGAUCUGGAACGUCGAGGCGAAGGCGUUUUUACCGCAGCACGUGAAAGAAAGACUAAAAGUAGGACGCAAGUAG